AUGCAAAACGACCCCGCACGGGUGCUGGAGCUGAGGGGCAUGCACGUGUCCAACGCCGUGUGCCUGCUGCAGCAGGAGGUGGCGGCUUUACGAUUCGCCGCCCAACGCACCAAGUCCCGCCAGCAGCUCUAUGUGCGUGUGGGUUCAGGCCUCUACACCAGCGACCGCGCCCUACAGCACAUGCCAGCAGUGGUGGAGCAGUAUUUGGUCGACCAGGAGGGGCUUCACGUGUUGGAGCCGCAGCCAGGCCUUUUGAGGGUAUUCAUGUGA
Molecule: messenger RNA, 270 nt
Organism: Closterium sp. Yama58-4
Lineage: Eukaryota; Viridiplantae; Streptophyta; Zygnematophyceae; Desmidiales; Closteriaceae
Source: the annotation of a GenBank genome assembly